GGGCGGCUUGGGAUGAUCAUGAAGCUCAACAUGUUAGUGACUGGCUCAGUUAGGAAGCAGCAGAAGUUGACUGCUUGCGCAAGGGUUGGGGCUCUUCUCUCCUAGGUUGUCAGAGGCACUCAGGCAUGCCGGUGAGUAGGCAGAUAGCAUCUAAGGUUCACAGCUGGGGCAAGAGGUCUUGGUGGCACACUGGGCUCUGGGCGUGCAACAUGGUGUUUGUGGGCAGCCUAGCUUUGGGGACUGGGGCCUGGUUUGUGGGAAGUUCUCACUGAGAGACUGGAUCUGGCUGAUGAUGACGGUAGGAAUCCCAGGUCAAGGUCUGGGCUUUCAGGUGUGAGUCAAGGGUCUACCUGAGAUGUUCUGAAAUGUUUGGAUGGUAGAAGUAGGUUGCUGGUGGUGCUGACAGCUGAGUGUUGCAAGCCACUUUGGAGGUGCUGGUCGAAAGAAGGAACCUUGCUGUACCUUUUUGGAGAAACUGAUUCUGGGUUUGGGGUAAACACAUGGUGUGAAGACAUACGAGGCAAGACUUUGUGCUCCUAGGAGAGAGCUUGUGGAGAAUUGGGCUGUGUGUAUAGGGAUGAAGAGAAUUGAGAGGAGCUCUGCAAGUGGUUGGCUUCCCUCCCUAGAGAGACUGGAGCAGAAUGUGAGAGCCCAGGAGGGUUCCUUGUCCUCCUUCCUGGUCUGGCCUCUGGUGACCAUAACCUGGAAUACGGGUGGGUCCAACCACCGAAGGAGCUUUCCAGGCUCAGCCCAUGAGCUGGUGGUAACAGGAGGAGGCCUCCAAGUGGAAUCUCAGAAUUUCACUUUUGGAGAUUUCCUUGGAUGAUGGCCUGCAUCUGACAGUCCCUCGACUCUUACUGGCUGAGCUCCCCUGGUCCUCAACAUUUACCUGGAAUGGCAGUCUGCCACACCCUGCCCAGCUGCUCCUUGACCUAUUGUGCUAUGCCUGCCUCUUCUGUCCACACCAGGUCUUCUGUGGGCACGUCCUUCCUUUGCUCCUGGCAUGCUUCGUGGCAGGUGCCCUUGGCAGGGCCCUAGUAACUCCGUCCAGAUGGCAGCCAGUUUCACCACUGCACACCUUUGGCAGCAGAGGGAUGGUACUUCACAACGUGACCCCUUGGCGGAUUCCUGGAUUGAGAGGCCCUACUGUGAGAACCCCAUGUUUAUAUGCACCACCAUGGAGCGGAACAGUACAAUUAGUGAUUCCUCUGGCAGUAAGCCUACGGAAAGGAGCCUUCCAGCUGGAAGCAUACCAGAUCCUUGGCCACUCAGGACAGACUUCCACUGGGUUCCUGGCUCUGUUGGAACCUUUGAUGGCUCUCCAUGACUACUACACUGCUUUUUUGGCUCAGCUGGGUGAUUAUAUGUCUUCCACUUUGAACACUCUUAGGACAAUCUCAGCUCUGUUUGUGAGAACCUCAGUUGACUGAUAGACCUGGCUUGGGCCUGGCCUGCUCCCUACCGCAGUAGUACCUUGCCUGAUGAUUAUGAACUCUUCUGCCAGGAUCUCGAAGAAGUUAUUCAGAACAGUUUUGUUGAGUACCAUGCCACUAUCUCCUACUUCACAUCAAGCCAGCCACCAGUGGUCCCAUGGCUGCCCACAGUAAGGCAAUACUUAGUUAGGUUCUCAGAAGCCCCAGCACUCAGUAUGGGUACUCCCCUGAGGCCUGCCUUAGCUGCUCCCUCCAAACCCUACUUGGUUGAGGUCUAACCCUAUAUCCAGGAGUGCCUGGCCCAUGAGAGCUCCCCUGGAUCCCGAGAGUCCUUGACCCAGUCUUGUUUUGCAUUUAGUCUUUAUUGUACUGCUGUGAGGCCUACUUGCCUCCCACCUAAAGGAGGCAGCUCCCAAACUUGUCUCGGUACGUUUAAAAUCUCAUAACGCCUCUUCUUGGAAGCUAGAAUCAGCUUAUCUGGGGAACUUAGAAUCUCAGAAACCAGAGAAGAGUUCUAAAACAUAAGGAGACCGAGAGUUGUAGCUGGGUAUCCCAUGGUUGGUGAACAGUGUCUCAAAGAUCCCACAAGAGCCACCCUGUUCACUACUUCUUAUCCCUGUGUUCUGAACAUGAUCUAGAUGUGCAGCAGUGCCCUUUGAGAUGAAAUGCUGUGCAUAAUGAGGGAGUCCCCCAGCUCCCAGACAGGACAGUGCUGUCUGACUCCACCUACCCCAUGGCUGGAUAGCUAGACAGAAAGGCAAGUGAGCUCUCCCUGCUCCCACUGGGAUGUGGGCCUGUGUUAGGCUCCUAGCUGAGUUCCUACCCCACACCUGGAAGUGCUGUUUUACUUGGCCAGUUUUACAGGAAAGGCUCUAUAGGUCAUUUAUAGCACUGUGUCCAGAUGCAGCCCCCACACAUAACAUUGGUGUUUCUCUGCCUCUGCCCUGCUCUCUGUGACUUCUGAUGCUGGGCUACAGUGGAAAGAAGCUGUUUGAAGGGAGCCUUUUUAAAUAUUUUGGUUGGUUUGGAUUUUUUUGUUUUUUGAGACAGUAUUUCACUAUGUAAUCUUGCCUGGUUUGGAACUUUAUAUAAACCAGACUGGCAUUGGACUCUUAGCCCGGCUGCCUCUGCCUUCUGGGUGCUGGAACUAAAUCUUUUUCUUUUUCUUUUUUUUUAAAAUGGUAUAUCUGUGGAGUAUAGUAUAAUUGGAUCUAUAGAUAUAUAAUGAUCCUAUCUGGUGAUUACCAUUUCCUGUUCGUAAAUGUUGAUAAUUUCUUUGUAUGGGAUUGUAUUUACACUCCUCUCAUGGUUCCUUAUAAAAAAUGAACUAUGUUAUUGCCAACUCUUAAGCAUACACUGUGUGGUGGAAGGUAUCUAAUUUUCCUGUCUUUUCCUGGUCUUCCCUGUCUUGUUACCAUUACCUGCCUUUUGUUUCCAUCAGAUCAGCUCUGAUAGCUUUCAAAUACAGAUACAAAUGCAUUUGGCAUUUGUGUCUCUACCUGUUUAAUUUACUUAACAGUGCCUUUGGUUCCAUGUUGCUUGGAUUUGUUUUUUGUUUGUUUUUGUUUUUGUAUUCUUGUUUUUUUUUAAUGGUUAAAUAACCUAUUGUAUGUAUAUAUUGCCUUUAAAAAAAACCCACUCAUCUGUCACUGCACACUUUGGUGGAUUUCAUUUCUUGUAAGCAGUGCAGAAGCAACCAUAUUCAUUCUUCUGAGGGAUAAGAUGACAUCGUGGCUGAGAACCAUACUUCCUGUGGCUUAUUUGAAGCCCUGGGCAGCUGGAAGGUUUGAAUGCAGGAGGGUAGGAUGUAAGCCUCUUGCUAGGUUCAACACUAGUUGUUGCCCUUUUUUACAGGCAACAUAGCCUGUAAAAAAGGUUAUGCUGAAAAAAGUCCCUACCCCCCCCUGCUUUGCAGAGUACACACAUACAUACACACACACACACACACACACACACACACACACACACAGAUUGAGCCUUUACGUCAGGGUUCUGCCAUAGAUAUGUGUUCCUGGAAGCAUUGCCGAUCUCAAUAAACACAAGUUGACUUAA
This is a messenger RNA of Mastomys coucha (southern multimammate mouse), 3485 nucleotides long. It is a transcript of the gene Rtl10, whose product is annotated as retrotransposon Gag like 10. Lineage: Eukaryota; Metazoa; Chordata; Mammalia; Rodentia; Muridae. The record is from RefSeq and is a predicted model, not a curated record.